Messenger RNA from Rotaria sp. Silwood2, 2211 nucleotides. The record is from the annotation of a GenBank genome assembly. NCBI's taxonomy places the organism in Eukaryota, Metazoa, Rotifera, Eurotatoria, Philodinida, Philodinidae.
AUGAAUCAAUUUAAUUUUAUAAGGAAAGCGAGACAAUUUGAUUUGAGCGACUAUUAUAAUGAAGUUGAUAUUGUGAUAUCAUCUAUACAUGAUCUUGACUUUCUCAACGCUUGGAAGCCCUUUCUUGAACACUUUCAUUUAAUUAUCAUACAAGAUGGUGAUCCAGACAAGUUUUUACGAAUUCCAUUGUGGGCUGACUAUGAACUGUAUAACAGACGUGACAUAGAAGCGUCUUUGGGAAAGGAAAACCAAUGGAUUAUCAGCUCGCAAGAUGUAUCGAUUCGAAACUUUGGCUUUCUUGUUUCCAAUAAAACCUUCAUCUAUACACUUGGUGAUGACUGUCUGCCAGCUCAGGAUGCAAAUGGAAAUAACAUCAAUGCCAUACAAAGGCACAUUCAAAAUCUUGUUACUAACUCAACUCCCUAUUUUUUUAAUACUCUAUAUGAUCCUUUUCGUGAAGGUUCCGAUUUUGUUCGUGGAUAUCCAUUUAGUUUGAGAAGAGGCAUACCUACCGCUAUUUCCCAUGGAAUUUGGCUUAAUGCUCCAGAUUACGAUGCGCCUACACAAUUAUUGAAACUUGAAGAACGUAAUACAAUUCUUGCCGAUGUAACUAUAACAGUUCCAGCAGGUAUUCUCUAUCCUAUGUGGUCUAUGAAUGUGGCUUUCAAUCGCAAGUUUAUUGGACCAGCUUUCAUGCAAGGUCUUAUGGGUUCUGGUAUGCCAUGGGGACGAUACGAUGAUAUGUUUGCUGGAUGGGCAAGUAAAGUAGUAGCGGAUCAUCUUGGUCUUGGUGUCAAAACAGGAGCACCUUAUAUUCAACGUAACAACGCAUCAAAUCCAUUCACUAAUCUUAAAAAGGAAUAUAUGGGACUGUUCUGGCAAGAAGAUAUUAUUGAUUUCUUUCAAAACGUGCGAUUCUCAUCAUCUGCUAAAACUCCAGAAUCGUGCUACUUAGAACUGGCCCAAAUGAUUCGUGAAAAACUGAGUGACUUAAAUAAAUACUUUAAUCGACUGGCUGCAGCCAUGGAAAUUUGGAUUGAUAUUUGGCAUCGACUACAAAAUGGUAAACUUAGUUUCAGACCUAGUCGACACGCUCGAAAAAAAAAUAACGAAUAUCGCAUUGCAGUGUUGACUAUUUGUCGCAGUGAGGGUGUAUACUUGUCUAUUUGGUUAACAUACUACCGUCGUUAUUUUGCUGAUGAGGAUAUUUAUAUUUUGGACAACGAUAGUACUGAUGGCUCGACAUCGAAUCUAUCAGUGAAUGUUAUUCAUGUUCACUCAGAAAAGUAUUUUGAUCACCUUUGGUUAGUUGAUACUGUUCAAAAGAAGGUACAGGAUUUGCUCGACAAUGGAUAUAAAUAUGUUUUGUUUUGUGAAGUCGAUGAAAUAGUUGUUCCUGAUCCUGCCAUAUAUCCGUUGGGCUUAAUCGAUUAUAUAAAAAGAACAAAUUUUUCGGUUGUUCGUGUCAAAGCGUAUGACAUUCGUCACAAUGUGACUUUCGAACCAAAGCUUAAACUGAAUGGAUCAAUUCUUCAACAACGAUUAUAUUGGAUGCGACACCCAGCUUACGAUAAACCUCUAUUGACAAGCCGAUCUCUACAUUGGGCUGUAGGUUUUCAUACCUGUAAAGAACCUGCUACAAAGGAUGAAAAUUUGAUCAUGUUUCACUUACAAAGAAUGGAUCAUGAUUUUUAUAUGAAGCGUACCAGUUGGAAAAGUCAACAGAAUUUCAAAAUGGAAGAUCUCAGGCGGGGUUGGGAUCAUAAACCAAAUGUACGACAAGAAGAAGAAGGUAUACAUCAAACUGGUGGAAGAGUAACAAAAUAUAAAGAUGAUAUACCACAUGUUGAAAAUCAACUAGCUGUUAGUCGUGCAUUAGAUGAUUAUUCAAUAGAUAAACAUAUUAUACCAGCAUUACCUGAUAUAAUUCAAUAUUCAAAACAAUCAUCAGUUGCAUAUAUCAUACUUGCUUGUUAUGGUAUUUGGGAUGUUAUAAAUAAUCAACAACUUGCGACAUUUGUUUUUUCAAAUAAAAUAUUAUCGAAUAUAUUACAACAUAUUGUUUCACAAUUAUUAGAUGAAUGUUUAGAAUUAGAAACUAUGGACAAUAUGAGUGUUCCUAUUGUUAAACUUUACAUAUUCGAAAAAAAAUUAUUUUAUUUAACUAUUUGUCUAUGUAUAUAUAUAUUAAUGUGCAUAGAUAGUCAUUAA